UGUUUUCUCAUGUCAUGAUCGAGUAAUGUGAUGUUUGUGAUGGUGUUGUAAUGAGCGGAACUGUAGUGCGCGCGCCAGUGUUUCCGCCGGUGCUGUUUUUCCGGCAGCGCGUGACUGUGCUAGUCAAACAUGUCGAGUUCCUACAAAAACAGGAUCCAGGAGUUCAAGGUUUCUCUGAGCGAGCAGAAGAUCGAUUUGAAGGCUUUACGCGAGCUGUGCUUCAGCGGGAUCCCGUGUGAAGGAGGCAUCCGCUCUCUGUGCUGGAAGAUCCUGCUGAAUUACCUGCCGCCGGAUCAGGCCUUAUGGGAGUCUUUCCUGCAGAAGCAGAGGGAUCUGUACGCCCAGUUCUUGAGAGAGAUGAUCAUUCAGCCAGGAAUCGCCAAGGCCAACCUGGGCGUGUCUCGAGAGGACGUGACGCUGGAGGAUCACCCUCUGAACCCAAACCCAGACAGCCGGUGGAACACGUACUUCAAAGACAACGAGGUUCUGCUGCAGAUCGAUAAAGACGUCAGGCGCUUGUACCCAGACAUGGCGUUCUUCCAGCGGCCCACAGAGUUUCCCUGUCAGCUCAUCCUGGACCCUCAGAACGAGUACGAGACGCUGCGGCGGCGUGUGGAGCAGACCACGCUCAAAGCCCAGACGGUCAACCGGAACCGCAGCGGCGUCACUAACGUCAGUUCUCCAGGGAAGGCACUAAACCUGUAUCCCUCCAACGAGUACGAGGUGCUCCCGAACGGCUGUGAAGCGCACUGGGAAGUGGUGGAACGGAUUCUCUUCAUCUACGCCAAACUCAACCCGGGCAUCGCCUACGUGCAGGGCAUGAACGAGAUCGUGGGUCCCAUUUACUACACCUUCGCCACAGACCCCAACAGCCAGUGGAAGGAACACGCCGAGGCCGACACCUUCUUCUGCUUCACCAACCUGAUGUCCGAGAACAGAGAUAACUUCAUCAAAAGCCUGGACGACUCGCAGUGCGGCAUCACCUUCAAGAUGGAGAGCGUGUUCUCCAAACUCAAGGAGAAGGACACGGAGCUCUACAUGAGACUGCAAGAGCAGAACAUCAAGCCUCAGUAUUUCACCUUCCGCUGGUUGACGCUGCUGCUCUCUCAAGAGUUCCUGCUUCCAGAUGUUAUCCGGAUCUGGGAUUCGCUCUUUUCGGAUCAGGAUCGGUUUGAGUUCCUCAUCCCUGUGUGCUGCGCCAUGCUCACACUGAUUCGAGAUCAGUUACUGGCUGGAGACUUUACAACCAACAUGAGAUUACUGCAGGAUUAUCCCAUCUCUGAUGUUCACGCCAUCCUCACUAAAGCUAAAGAACUGCAGGACGGCUUGUAGCAGCCACGCCCCCUCAGGCUCCGCCUCCAGUCUGAUGACUGACAGCAGUGCCGCCCAUCUGACCCGGGUGGGAUCCAUCGUUUGCCUUUGUGUGAUUGAGCGUUUGGUCUUACCGUCUCUCAGGUAGACGAGUGUGUGAGUGUGUGUGAGUGUGUGUGUGUUUACUGUUGCACUGUUGAACGAUUAUGAAGACCAACACACUGACACACACACACACACACACACUGCAGACGGGACUCCAGAAACACUCCAGAACUCUGAUCUUAAUUACUACAAUAUAAAUACGGAACAGAACAAAAGAUUCAUCACAUCUCCAGUGUUUGAUGAUGGACUUUAUACGGCUGUAUUUAUAUCAGUGAUUGUUUACUGUCUUUGUUUCGUUUAAUACUUGAUCACAAAUGAACAAAAAUCCUGACUGCAGAUCGUUGGAGAUUCUCAGCGAUUCUCCGGUUCAUCCGUGAGCAAAUCGAAGCUUCAUGCGGGAUUUCUCCCUGAUCCGGAUCAGUGUAAGUUCAUCUGACGUGUGGCUUCCUUGAGAAACUCAAGCAUGAACUCAAGUUUCAUCUGCAGAUAAAAUGGCGUUAGUAUCCCAUCAUCCCUCUUUUUAGAUAUCAAAGCAGUCACUCUUCCACUAAUAGUCUGCGUUAAUUUCAUCACACUAAUAAUGAUUGGGUGCUCAGCGUUUGUUUGAGGGAAACAUCCGAUCAAACAUUAUGACUUCAGUGUUUUUAUAAAUGUGUUGCAAUUCACCUUUUUUUAAAUGUCAUGUUGUUUUUGUAUUUUAAAUCUGGUUGGGAAAUGAAGGACGGAUUGAUGCUCUUCUUCUUUUAGUGUCUUUGGGGAAUGUCUGGCCACACGUGUCUUUCUGUAACCGUUCCUUCAUGAUGUACAUUUGAAAAAGAUUGUUUUUCUUUUGCAUGUGAAGAUGUUUUUGUAUGAACGCAUCUAUAGUUCUUGCCAUUGUAUAUCAAUGUUUUUACAGUGCUUGCUGAUGCACAAUAAAAAAAUUCAAUCUUAAAA
Messenger RNA from Megalobrama amblycephala (Wuchang bream), 2352 nucleotides. It is a transcript of the gene tbc1d13, whose product is annotated as TBC1 domain family, member 13. The record is from RefSeq and is a predicted model, not a curated record. Gene Ontology annotation, molecular function: GTPase activator activity. The coding region runs from base 130 to 1332 and encodes 400 amino acids. Gene Ontology annotation, biological process: intracellular protein transport; activation of GTPase activity. Lineage: Eukaryota; Metazoa; Chordata; Actinopteri; Cypriniformes; Xenocyprididae. The transcript has 12 exons.